Molecule: messenger RNA, 3476 nt
Organism: Oncorhynchus keta (chum salmon)
Lineage: Eukaryota; Metazoa; Chordata; Actinopteri; Salmoniformes; Salmonidae
Product: guanylate-binding protein 1-like
Exons: 10
Coding region: 1382-3259 (625 amino acids)
Molecular function (GO): GTP binding; GTPase activity
Source: RefSeq, a predicted model, not a curated record
AUUCACAAUCUUCUUGGUAAGCAACUCCAGUGUAGAUUUGGCCUUGUUUUCUAGGUUAUUGUCCUGCUGAAAGGUGAAUUCAUCUCCCAGUGUCUGGUGCAAAGCACACAGAACCAGGUUUUCCACUAGGAUUUUGCCUGUGCUUAGCUCCAUUCCAUGUAUUUUUUAUCCUGAAAAAACUCCCCAGUCCUUAACCAUUACAAGCAUACCCAUAACAUGAUGCAACCUCCACAAUGCUUAAAAUAAUGGAGAGUGGUACUCAGUAAUGUGUUGUAUUGGAUUUGCCCCAACAUAAAACUUUGUAUUCAGGACAAAAAGUUAUUUGCUUUGCCACAUUUCCUGUAGUAUUACUUUAGUGCCUUGUUGCAAAGAGUAUGCAUGUUUUGGAAUAUUUUUUAUUCCGUACAGGCCAAAAUGGUGGAACAAACUCCCUCACGACGCCAGGACAGCGGAGUCAAUCACCACCUUCCGGAGACACCUGAAACCCCACCUCUUUAAGGAAUACCUAGGAUAGGAUAAGUAAUCCUUCUCAUCCCCCCCCCCCUAAAAGAUUUAGAUGCACUAUUGUAAAGUGGCUGUUCCACUGGAUGUCAUAAGGUGAAUGCACCAAUUUGUAAGUCGCUCUGGAUAAGAGCGUCUGCUAAAUGACUUAAAUGUAAUGUAAAUGUAAAAUGUAAUGAAUAACAUCACCAUUCUCAAAGGGAUAUUCAAUAUCUGCUUUUUUUAAAACUCAUCUAUCAAUAUGUUUCCUUCUUUGCAAGGCAUUGGGAAACCUCCCUGGUAUUUGUGGUUGAAGCUGUAUUUGAAAUUCACUGCUUGACUGAGGGAUCUUACAGAUAAUUGUAUGUGUGGGGUACAUAGUAAUUAAUCAUAGUCAUAGUCAUAAAUCAUGUUAAACACUAUUAUUGCACACAGAGGGGUGUCCAUGCAACUUACUAUGUGACAUGUUAAGCAAGGUUUUACCCCUUAACCUAUUUAGGCUUGCCAUACCAAAGGGGUUAAAUACUUAUUGACUUAAACUUUUUAUUUUUAGUUAAGAAAAAAAUAAACAUCAUUCCACUUUGACAUUAUGGGGUAUUGUUGAUUCCUAUGGGGUGUUAUUCAAUCUCAAUUUAAUCAAAUGUAAAUUCAGGCAGUAACACAACAAAAUGUGGAAAAAGUCAAGGGGUGUGGAAAAAGUCAAGGGGUGUGAAUACUUUCAGAAGGCACUGUACCAGUAUGAUAAGGCGUACCAGCAUACUAAAUCACACAUCCUGUAUUACUGCACUGGGAGAAUGUUGUAUUUGUCUGAUCCCCCAAACAAAAUAAAGACCGUUUAUUUGUUGUGUUUAUAUUGUUAUUUGUUUGUGUCUUUGCCAGUGUGUUUCUAUAGGACAAAGUAAUGGCAGGCCAAACGGUGUCCAUGAAGGGGCCAGUGUGUCUAAUUGAGAACGACAGUGACGGGAAACUGUGUGUGGUCCGCAGCGCACUGGAAACCCUGAGCCAGAUUGAGCAGCAUGUGGUAGUGGUGGCAGUGGUCGGCCUGUACCGCACCGGCAAGUCAUACCUCAUGAACAAACUGGCUGGGACGAACAAAGGUUUUGCCCUUGGAGCCACAAUUCAGUCCCAGACUAAGGGCAUCUGGAUGUGGUGUGUGCCCCACCCAAUAAAAUCAGACCACACCUUGGUGCUUCUGGAUACAGAGGGGCUGGGGGAUGUGGAGAAGGGUGAUGAUAGUAAUGACAACUGGAUAUUUUCCCUGGCUGUUCUUCUGAGCAGCACCCUGGUGUACAACAGCAUGGGCACCAUCGACAACUACGCCCUGGAGAAACUGCACUAUGUGACAGAACUGACAGACCUCAUUAAGGUGAAGUCGGUUGAGGGAGACAUUGAUGAAUCUGCAGACUAUGUCCGUUUCUUUCCGUCUUUUGUGUGGGCAGUCAGAGAUUUCGGACUAGAGUUAAAGCUUGAUGGAAAACCCAUCACAGCACAUCAGUACCUGGAGAAUGCUCUUAAACUGAAACAAGGUACUAGCAAGAAGAUUGUUCAAUACAACCUGCCUCGUGAUUGUCUGCGGAAAUUCUUUUCCCCCCGUUGGUGUUUUGUCUUUGAACGUCCUGCCAACUCUGAGAAAAUGAAACGCAUGGAGGAGUUGACAGAUGCUGACUUGGAACCCUCCUUUGUGAAGCAGUCCAGAGACUUCUGUGACCACUUAUUUAAAGAAGUCAAGACGAAGACCAUGAUAGGUGGCCUGAAAGUCACUGGUAAAAUGCUCGGGAACCUGACAGAGAUGUACGUUGACAUGAUACGGAGUGGGCAGGUACCCUGCCUGGACAAUGCUGUGGUGGCGCUGGCCCAGAUUGAGAACUCCAGUGCCAUUGAAAAGGCCAAGGCCUACUACCAGCAGAGCAUGGCAAAGAUGGUGGUCUUUCCCACUGAGACCCAGCAGCAGCUGUCUAUGGUUCAUGCUUCCAUGGAGAGGGAGGCAGUGGCCAUCUUCAUGAAUAGUUCAUUCAAGGAUGAAGACCAGAAGUACCAGAAGGAGCUCAUGAAAGCGCUUCAAGAAGUAUAUUCGACAAUCUGUGAGAAAAACUUGCAGGAAUCCCAGAGGGCAUGCACGCACAUCAUCGAACACAUAUUUGCUCCCCUAAAGGUCCAACUUAGGAAUGGUUCCUACAUGACCCCUGGAGGAUACAAACACUACUGCGAUGAUCUCAAAAUGAUGACCAGCGAAUACAGAUCAACAGGAGGCAAAGGAGUGAAGGCUGAAGAGGUACUGAAGGAGUACCUGAAUGACAAGGAAAGCACUGGUCAGGCCAUCCUGUCAGCAGACCAGUCUCUAACUGAAGCUGAAUUGAAGGCCGAAGAGGAGAAAGCGAAAAGGGAGGCGUCUGAGCAAGAGAAACGAACCAUGGAAGAGCAGAUCAGAGUCCAGGAAAUGUUGAUGGACGAUCAGAAGAGAACACACGAAGAGCAUAAGAAACAGCUGUUGGAGAAGAUGGAGGCUGACAAGGAAAAUGCUAAAGUAGAGUACAAUAGAGUUCUGGAGGCCAAACUCAAGGAGAAGGAAGACCUCCUCAAGGAAGGGUUUCAUUGGAAAGCACAAGAAAUGGAGGCACAGAUAGAGGACCUCAGGAAGGAGCAGGAGGAACAGGAAAAAGCUAAGCCCUCAAUGUGGAAGCUAGCUCUGGAUAACAUUGGAACCGCUGCUCUAAUGAUUCUAGGAUGGGGCAAAUUAAUUGGAGUUGGUUUGAAAGUUGGGUCACGUUUAAUGAACUGAAGGUCCUUUAGGGGGGAUGAUAGUAUACUACCAAAAUAUAGUGUUUCACCACCAUGUCCACUUUCGAGAAAGGUGUGGAUAAAUUCUAAAAUGUUUUACCUAUCAAUCAUUAGACUGAUUACUUUACAUUAACCACUGCCUUCAGAAAGUGUGUUCAUUUAGUUUAAUGUUUGUUUAAAAGGCAUAAAAACAAUAAAGAGUAUUUUUUAAAGGCAAA